Molecule: messenger RNA, 1954 nt
Organism: Aspergillus homomorphus CBS 101889
Lineage: Eukaryota; Fungi; Ascomycota; Eurotiomycetes; Eurotiales; Aspergillaceae
Product: nitrogen permease regulating protein NPR2
Exons: 4
Coding region: 185-1954 (589 amino acids)
Biological process (GO): negative regulation of TORC1 signaling; positive regulation of autophagy
Cellular component (GO): vacuolar membrane; GATOR1 complex
Molecular function (GO): GTPase activator activity
Source: RefSeq, a predicted model, not a curated record
CAGCUCUCUAACGAUGUCGCUCCUCACCCACACUACUGGGGUACGCGCUCGUUGAAAGGCGCUUUGAAUCAUAUACAAGAUGGGUUGAACUUUUGCGUGGCCUUUUGCUUCAUAGCUUUUUUGUCUCCUCAUUCUACCACGCCUUGCUCCUCCCCCACCACCACCACAACUUCCCACUGUCAUCAUGAUCAAAGCUAUCUUUUACAGCAAAUUCGACACCCAAGAGGGCCCCAAGGUUGUCCACCAGGUUCCAGAUGGUGCCAUUGUUCCCUCCGCCGCAGCGCCCUCGCAGCCCCCCUUCCUGACCUUCUCCGACAUCUCCUUCUUCGUGAUCCCUCGUCAAGAGCUUUGCGGCAAUCUGAUCCAAGUCUGCACCAAUGGAUAUCGGAUCCUUGGCUACCCCAUCUGUAUGAAGUCGCUUCGAUAUGAUCGCAACGAGUUUAUCUUCAACUUCUGUUUAGUGCUGGCGGAAGAGGAGGACUUCAGCACAUACAAGAGUGUCGUACAGAAGCUUGCGGACCUGAUGCACGGGUUGGAGGAACAGAAUGGAUUCUUGUCUCGAGAUCAUUCAAAACCCGGUGAGGGGAAAGUAUACAGCUUGUGUGAGACCCUGAUGGAGGAUCUCAAUAACUACUGCGAGUGCAUGAUCCCAAUCGAUGAGCUGAAUACCCUGAACAUCAAAUUGUUCCCAAUCUACCCCGCUCCGCCGCCGGUCAAAGCCUGGCAGGUUCCUCUGUUCACGGUCCGAUAUCAAACAUUUAUGGACGAGAAUUGGGAUCUAACCAUGCAACGCAUUGUCCCAUAUAUCAAUGGGGUCAACAGUGUUCGAAUCAUUUCGAUCCUAGCCGACACUGACUUCUCUCUGACCUGCCGAGCCAUCCGACACCUCCUUUACUAUGGGUGCUUGUUUCUGCUCGACAUCUUCUCCUUCUCGGCGAUCUACGCGCCAACUGCACAAUUCAGCUCUACCAUCGCCAUGGACGAAGACAUGCAACACGAGUGCGCGCGCUAUGUCAACACAUCUUUUGCGUCGCCCGUCACUGCCGCAUCCGCAGCCCUCGCCUCCGGCUCUGACCCGGAUGCCGUCUGGCCACCGAUCGGCGAUGUCCUCACCACCAGCAGCGCCAGCGUCAUGACCAACCCCAGCCGCACUCCAAGCCCAACUCUCCUCGCCAGCGCCGUGGCCCCGACCUCAUCUAGCGUCACAGCGACCCCAAGUCCGGCCGCAGUUGCUGCAGCCGCUACCUCCGUAUCCUCGGAACCCCAUCCUGACACCUCCGCAGCCCGCGGACUGUACGGCAGCCGUCCCAUCGUCGACGGCGCUGGCCUAGUGUCAUUAUACGCGAGCCUCAAACAAGGCCAGAGCGUCAAACAAUGGUACCUCCACCACAGCCGAGAGCUAGCGCACAUCGACAUUCGCCGCUUCAUCACUUUCGGGGUGAUCAAGGGCUUCAUCUACCGCGUGCACAAAUACGCCGUCGCAACCGGACAACCGGCCCCACCACUCAAAGCCUCCGCCCUCUCCCACAAUGUUCACUACCAAAAUCAACACAACCAUCAAGGCACAGCAGUUAUCACCGCCGCAGGUGGGACGCUCCAGAUCCCUAUCUCCAGCGGCCCCUCCUCUCGCGGGCCCGGCACGGGAACCAAUUCUCCUUACGCGUCGAGUGUGGGGGACGAACCGGCGCCAAUUGCUCAGCACCACCCGCAUCAUCCGGAUACUGCUCGGGACCACUCGACCUCCGUGCAUAGCGGGAGCCGUCCCGCGACGGUGGCGACGAUGGACAACGAGGACGAUGAGGAUGAGGAUGAGAUCGACGACAAGACGUUAGCCAAAUACUUAGAUGGGAUGCAUUGCUUCGAUCAGAUCUGCACGGAGCUGGAGAUCAGUGAACGCGAGCUGACGGCGCGCUUGAAGCGGUUUCCUGGGGAAGUGUUGAUUAUACAUCGGUGA